Tricharina praecox is the source of this 5205-nucleotide messenger RNA. RefSeq lists its product as uncharacterized. Bases 1 to 5205 code for a protein of 1734 amino acids. NCBI's taxonomy places the organism in Eukaryota, Fungi, Ascomycota, Pezizomycetes, Pezizales, Pyronemataceae. Gene Ontology annotation, cellular component: nucleus; cytoplasm. Gene Ontology annotation, biological process: phosphorelay signal transduction system; peptidyl-serine phosphorylation. The transcript is spliced from 7 exons. Gene Ontology annotation, molecular function: protein serine/threonine kinase activity; ATP binding. The record is from RefSeq and is a predicted model, not a curated record.
AUGGCAACGGAACUUUUGGGGAGGCGCACCGUCAGCGGCAGCGCAACCCUCGCGCCUCCCGCCAACGAAGAAUUGACACGACGAGCAAUGGAGCGUAGCCCCAGCAUGACGAUGCGAGCCGAGAAAGACGACUUGAAGGAGGCGGCCGAGGAGAGUUACAACGUCAUCAUGGACCUGAAUCUGGACGGCAAGGUUCGAUGGGUCAGUCCGUCGUGGGAUACCGUUAUCGGAACCUCCAGGGACACAAUUCAAGGCCAGCCGAUCGCGGACCUACUGGUGGACGAUAAGGAUGCGUUCCAGAGAGCGGUCGAGACGAUGAAGAGCGACGAUUCUAGGAGUUUCAAGCUCAGAUUCACGGUGGCCAUGGGGUCAAUGUCGAAGCUUUCCAAGGAUGCCUCCGCCAUCUCGACAGAGUCGUCGGCAGAGUCGACAGAGUCCGAAGUCGAAGCGUUCGAGAUGGACGAAAUGCCCGAGCAGCAGCAGCAAGAGCAACAGACGACUCUGACUUUGGAAGGACAAGGUAUUCUGAUCUACGACCGGGCUACUGGCGAGCCUAGCCAUACUAUGUGGGUCGUACGCCCUUUCGUCGAGCCUACCGAAAUCACGAUCGAUCUCGCUCCGGUCCUGGUCGAAUCACUGGGCGUCGGCGCGGGUAUGUUGGCGCGGUAUCUGACAAGUCUCGCGGAGCAGGGUGCUGUUGAUCCGAGGAACCAUCCACCUCCGAUGCCAGUGCUAUGUCGGAUAUGUGAGAGACAGAUUCAGCCAUGGUGGUUUGAGAAGCACUCGGAGCUCUGUAUGUUAGAGCACAAGGCGGAGAGCGAUGUUCAGCUCUGCCAGGAAAAUCUGCAAAUGCACAGGCAAGCUAUAGUCAGGGUCUUGGAUGCCAUGGAGCGACGAAUCACGCGGCCAGUGUCGGGAGAGCAAUCUCUACCACCUGUUCCAAUUGAAUAUCGUGGACUGCCAAUCGGUCCCCAAACGUCCUCAUCUUCCUCGGGAACUGCUUCCCCUGGCACUCCACCUCCCAGGUCGAGGGACCAUUCGGCGUCCGGAACCAGAUCGCGUCCUCCGCGUCGACCACUCGUGCGCAUCGUUGAAUUAUUGCUUGAUCUUUGUGACACGGCCCUAGAAAUUAGCACACCCGCAAUCAAAGAGGGUUACGGAGCGGUAGAAUUGGGCACCUUUCGAACGCAGUCCCCUGAGUCGGAGGCCCGAGUCAACCAGGUCAUGCAAUGGCAAUCACCCGCCACAAACACCCUUGAGGAAGAGAAGGGACUGGCUCUCCUGUGCCAAGAUACCGAGGCUGCGGCUCGGGCCAAGGUGGAGGCCGUCUAUCGACAUAGAAAUACCAUAGAAUACUCGGAGAGGAUACGCCUGGAGUUUAGUAUGCUUGUGCAGGAUUGUAUCGACGAGGCUCUAAGGAAGGCGUCGGUGUCUUCGAUCGAGGACCUGGACGAUUACACGGGCGGUUCCGAAGACGAAUCCAUCUUUGAGGGCGACUUCAAUGGUGCUCUGCAGAGAAGCAACAGCAACCUGGCGGAGCCUGGACAGAGGUUUAGGAGGCAUUCGUCCCCUGCGGGAUCGGGCACGACCAGUCCGAUGGAAUGCUCGACCCCAAAGUCACAGCAGAGUUUGCACAGGACUACUAGCCGCAGGAAGAGGUAUGGCCAUCGGUCGAGCAUGCAGUUCGACAACGAGGGGGCCGAUAGCGAUACCAGCGCGAAAUCUUCGUUGGCCGCCGCCAUCGGACACGCAUCCACCGAGAGUCCCAUAUCGGACCACGAAUUGUCGAUGCGGUUCAGCUCACGGAAUGAAAAGAGACGGAGCGCCUUCCAAUCUUCCGCGAGUAUCUCCCAUUCACCGAAGCGGCAACCGUCUCCCGCCCGCAUUGCGCCUUCAUCAUCACCCUUGAGAAUAAACAAGCCUCGAGGAUCCAUGUACGAAAACAUACCGACCCCCAUCACAUCACCUUUACUCUCCACGGGUGAUUUCUCCCCGGGUCCAGACCACGGCUUUCACCAUCGACGUCAGUCUUCGGCUGCUCUGUCCGAUCAGGUCAAAUCCGGAACACCUUCCUCUCCUCGACUAUCGGGCGUGAACCCAUCCCAGCAGAACCGUGCAGUGCCGCCUUCGAUCAAAGAUUUUGAGAUCAUCAAGCCCAUCAGUAAGGGUGCUUUCGGAAGCGUCUACCUCUCCAAGAAGAAGUCGACGGGAGAUUACUUCGCGAUCAAGGUUCUAAAGAAGGCGGACAUGAUUGCAAAGAAUCAAGUCACCAAUGUACGAGCCGAGAGGGCAAUCAUGAUGGUGCAGGGGGAGAGCGACUUCGUCGCAAAGCUCUUCUGGACAUUUGCCAGUAAAGACUACCUCUACCUGGUCAUGGAGUACCUGAAUGGUGGUGAUUGUGCCGCGCUCAUCAAGGUUUUGGGCGGACUUCCCGAGGAAUGGGCAAAAAAGUACAUGGCGGAGGUUGUCCUGGGCUUGGAGCAUUUGCAUAGCCGGGGGAUCAUUCACAGAGAUUUGAAACCUGACAAUCUUCUCAUCGAUCAGAAGGGGCAUCUCAAGUUGACAGAUUUCGGGCUUUCGCGAAUGGGCUUGAUUGGCCGUCAGAAGCGAGCGCAAACCCAAUCGUCGGAAUCGACUCCGGAUCUGUUGAAGCAAGGUCCGUUUGCGAGGUCAAAGUCAAUGGCUUCCUCCCGCGGAACUGGUCAGGACGAGACGAGUGAUUGGUGGUCAUUGGGAUGCAUCCUGUUCGAGUUUCUAUACGGCUAUCCUCCUUUCCACGCUGAUACGCCCGAGCAAGUGUUUGCGAACAUCCUGGCUCGGAAGAUUGAUUGGCCGGAUGAAGACGAGGACGAGGCGUCGCCGGAGGCCAAGGAUAUCAUGAACAGGCUAAUGUGCAGCGACCAAACCCAAAGACUCGGUGUUAAUGGCGCCGAUGAGGUGCGGAGGCAUCCUUUCUUUGCGGAACUCAAUUGGGAGACCUUACUCGAAGAAGAACCCCAGUUUGUUCCAACACCCCAGAACCCCGAAGACACGGAAUACUUCGACUCGCGAGGCGCAACACUGCAAUCCUUCACGGACGAGUUCGACGAUCAGUCGACACCAUGCUCCACGCCCGGCGCGGACCUCCCAGAACGGCCUCAUGAUGCCGUAUCUCGUGUGAGGAAGGAGAUCAGCUCGAAUAAGCGUGGACUUAUUCCAUUGUCGAUUCCUCCUCACGUACGAGAGGGCCGCAACAGAAGGCUUAGUGAGCCAGUUGCCCAGGAUGACUUUGGAAACUUCGCCUUCAAGAACUUGCCUGUCCUGGAGAAGGCGAAUAAGGAUGUCAUACAGAAACUGAAGACCGAAGCCUUGAAGUCCGCGCCUGCUCUGGCGACUUCGAACCCUUCGUCUCCGCUGGAAGUCAGUCCCAUCGCCUCCACAAAACCACUGGGGAGAGCUUUGUCGACUUCCUCCAAGAAUGGCGGGAAGCGGCCAGUGUCACCUUCCAACCACCUCUCCUCUUCCGCUCGGGUAUCGCAGCCAUCAUCUCCGCUUCUGUUGUCCUUCACUGCUGGGACCAGUGACAAGAGAAAAGCGUCAACUGCAAGUGGAUCUUCGAAUUUGUCUCAGCAGUCGAGUCACAAAAUGCCAGUACCGUCCACCCCAACCUCGGUAUCGACCUCGCCCACCAAGACGUUCCACCAGGACAAGCAGCCGAUUCCGUCCAGUGCCAACCCACGUGUACGUUCGCUCACGGUCGGUUCGACCGAUAGUGAGACCACUUCGGUUGUCGACACCUUCAGACAACAGCAAAAGCGGCGCAGUCAGGUAUUCGAUAUGUCUCCCUCCUCUUCCGACAACGAGGAUGUCCGAAGCACUGCAUUGCUUCGGGUUCAGCGACGACGACAGAGCGCUCGGAGGAUGUCGAACAUCAGCUUCCAAGAUUGCCCAGUAUUCCGGCCGCUGGACGUUCUGGUUUGUGAGGAUCACCCGGUUUCUAGGAUGGUUAUGGAGAGGCUUCUGGAGAAGUUGAAGUGUCGUACUAUCAUGGUGGAGAAUGGCGCCGAAGCGAUGCGCUAUGCUAUGGGCGAAGUUAAAUUUGACAUCAUCUUGAUGGAAUUUAAACUCCCUCAGAUCAAUGGAGAGGAUGUUGCACGAAUGAUCCGGACGAGCAGGAACCCCAAUUCCGCCACUCCCAUCGUCGCCGUCACCGGCUACUUGAAGGACCUCUCGGAUCCGCAGCACUUUGACGAACUGAUGGAGAAGCCUGCGACUCCGUCCAAGCUUAUCGAUGUAUUGGAGCGUCUCUGCUUCUGGAAGGCCCCAGCUCCUGAGCGACCAGCUUUCGGGGAACGGAAGGAGUCGCUCGGUCUCAAUCUCAACCAGCCGUCCGAUAUCUUGGACUUACAGCAUGGAAGGAUGUCGCCGACGGUUGAGCCGUUCAUGUCCGGUGGGAGACCCCGGCUUCUUUCUCAAUUCCUCCCGCUGGACGACGACGCGGUGUCAAUCUCCAGCAACAACUCUCGGACAAAUGACUGGGAUCCCCCUCAAGGAUCAAGUUUGGAGCCGGAACCGGUCAGCUUGCCGUCACCUCCCGUUCAUAUACAGCACCAGGAGACAGCACCAGGUAGACUACAGUCGCACGCCAUGGAGAGGAUUCCGUCUCCGCUGUCGACGCACGUCAGCACUGGGAUGAUCGACAACCCUACCCCUACACUGCCGUCUUUGCCGGACAUGAUACCUCUGCCUCCAUCCAUGACUGCGACACCUGCAUUUGGCACUCCGUCUGUCGAGCUGUUGAAAUCACCGCUCAGCAGAUCGAGCUCGCCACUUCCAGGCUAUCGAGGGCACUCUGCAGCAGAAAAUUCCCUUCUAUAUGAUGCUGCGCAGAAACAGCCGGUCAAAGAGGAAAAGUCUAGGUUCAGCAUGAUAUUUUCGCCUUCGAAAGACAAGGACACAUCCAGCCAAGACGAGGAACAAUCACAAUCCACGCCUCUCGAUUUCAAGAAUAGAGGCAAGCGAAGCUCUCUGGAGAAGAAGAAGGAAAAGUUGGGCAAGCAACGCAAGGAAGGACUAUUGGGAGAGGAGGCCGAUGCCGACGACGAGGAUUCAAUCAGUGGUGGGAAGAAACCAAACAAGAGCAGAAGUAUUGGGGAGAUGAUCCGAGGGGUCAAAUGGAGUCCCCCUGAGCUCAAGAGGACGAAGAGCAGCGAGGGGAGACGGUGA